GCCACAACUCCACAGUGUCUAAUGUCUCAGAAAGCCAUCUCUCCUCUGCGAAAGGCCUGGUAUAAAUGGAAGGCUCUUCGUCUUCCAUGGCGGAAGAGAUUCCUUGCCGGCCUCGACCUCGAAGGAAACACCUAUUGGGAAUUCCGCGAUACCCUCAACUCGCAUAAACACCGCAUGCGGCGCAUUGUCAAAUACCCCCGCUCUGUGCACUACAGCGAGAUAAAGAUCCCUCCCCAGUGGCACCAGUGGCUCCGACAUACUCGCCAGGACGCGCCUUCGAUCGCCGAACAGGAACAAGAUGUCGUGCGCCGGGAGAACUUGAAGAUCUUGGCUGCCCAGGCCGAUGCCCGAUGGGCUGCGAAAGCCAGUUUUCUGGAUCAUCCGGGACAGGCAAGAGGCCAGGCCUUACCUGCAACGGAGGAAGUAGGCGUCCGGGAUCUUGCGGAUGGAAAGCCAGGCCAUACAGUGCAAGGAACAGAUACCAAAGUUGGUUCAGGAAUGGCUGGGGGUCAAAAAGGUGAACAGGCAGAAACGACACAGGUUCCUGGUCGGGAACAACACCGUCUUAAUGAACGUGCUGUCGCGGAUGAUAAACCGAAACAGAAGAAAUUCAAGGAGGAUCCUUGGAAAAAGGCCCGUGGCGGUCCGAGUGAAGAGUGGCAGCCUGAAGCUUGGGAUGGAAGUAUUGCUCCGACGAAACGACGAUAAAGGACUUCUCUCCUACGCCCGUUAAUUACACGUAUGCAUAACGACCGAGAACAAACCACGUCUGGAGAAGCAUCACCCCUGCUCUCCGCGCAAUACCAGGACUUCAUGGGCUCUCACCAACAGCAUUAUAUAGCAGCAUAUAUCCGCAAAACCGUCCAAUACCUCGGAACUUUGGAUAGUUGCAACCAGAACCGAAAUCCUUGUGAGCUGAAGUGUGAGCAGAGCGCAGUCUCCAGAUACGCCGCACUAAAUGGGGCAUGGGAUAUCAAGAAUUGAAAUCCUUUUACUGGUCGAGAUUGUCCUAUUUCAGGAAGGUGGUCGUACAAUAUAUUGUAAUAUUAAAAUCAUCAAGUCUCAACGGCUAAUCAAAAGCUAUUCCGCGAG
This is a messenger RNA of Amorphotheca resinae ATCC 22711, 1092 nucleotides long. RefSeq lists its product as hypothetical. The transcript is spliced from 2 exons. Lineage: Eukaryota; Fungi; Ascomycota; Leotiomycetes; Helotiales; Amorphothecaceae. The record is from RefSeq and is a predicted model, not a curated record. Gene Ontology annotation, cellular component: membrane. Gene Ontology annotation, biological process: mitochondrial respiratory chain complex I assembly. Bases 22 to 708 code for a protein of 228 amino acids.